This is a messenger RNA of Quercus lobata, 411 nucleotides long. RefSeq lists its product as uncharacterized. Lineage: Eukaryota; Viridiplantae; Streptophyta; Magnoliopsida; Fagales; Fagaceae. The transcript has a single exon. The coding region runs from base 1 to 411 and encodes 136 amino acids. The record is from RefSeq and is a predicted model, not a curated record.
AUGUCCGUUGCUCGGUUUCCCAUCGAGAGCAAUGACACAAACCCUAAGAGAGCCAGAGUGGAAAUCCGACCAGUUCUAGGAUUCUCGGACGAGGACAAAAUCGAAACCAUUCAACCCCAUGACGAUACUCUGGUGGUCACAGUCAGAAUAGGAGGGUACGAUGUAAAGAGAGUAUUGGUAGACCAGGGUAGCGCUGUCAAGGUCAUGUACCUUGACCUGUACAAGGGGCUGGGAUUGAGGCUCGAGGACUUGACAACCUACAAUUCCUAUCUAAAUAGUUUUGAGGGGAAGACCGUUAUUCCAAAAGGUCAGAUCAGACUACCUACACAAACUGGGUCGGAAGUGGUAGAGGUAAAAUUCAUCAUGGUGGAUGCCUAUUCCCCCUACACAGCUAUUGUGGCCAGACCCUGA